Molecule: messenger RNA, 486 nt
Organism: Sphaeroforma arctica JP610
Lineage: Eukaryota; Ichthyosporea; Ichthyophonida
Exons: 1
Biological process (GO): dodecyl sulfate metabolic process
Cellular component (GO): outer membrane-bounded periplasmic space
Molecular function (GO): linear primary-alkylsulfatase activity
Source: RefSeq, a predicted model, not a curated record
AUGAUGUUCCCUGUCCAGACAGUGCCAAUCCUAGGAGCCUACAAAGUUAUGGACAAGGUGUACCAGAUCCGUGGAUUCGAUUUGGCGGUUACGACCAUCAUUAAAGCACCCGAAGGUCUUGUUGUAUUUGACCCCCUUGGCACCAAAGUAUCGGCCAAAGAGGCGUUUGACUUCUAUUUGAAGGAGGUUGGACCGAACACGGGUGCCAAUCUGACACUAGCUGCUGUAGUAUGCACACACUCCCAGGAUGAAAUAACUUGGUCCAAAGGAAACAUACAGGUUGUUGCACCACUCAAUUUUGCCGAGGAGGCACUGUCCGAAAACUACAUGGUGAUUGGAAAUAUGGGUAGACGGGCAUGGUGGCAAUUCGGCAAUCUCCUACCUGCCAACGAAAACGCAAGGAUUCAAGCUGGACUCUCGUUCACGCAAUCCAACUCCUUAGUCACGUACGCCGAAGACACUCUGGAAAUCACUAUGGAUAUAUAU